GAAGUUUCCGCACAUCUCUUCGAGUUUUUCGUGAAUUUGUGAUAUUUCCCUGUGAAUUUCCAACAAAAUGUCUUCAGAGAACGAGGGCAGUGGCACCAAUGAUGGUCACAACACGUCUGAUGACGAUGCAUCGCGCUCACCAAAGCUGCAAAUCGAUGGAAAUGCUUCUGAUGGCAAAUCGGAUAAGUCUGGUGACUCCCCAAGGUCCUCUCGGUCAGGAACUCCACACUCUGGACAAGGUUCUGUGCGCUCCAGAUCUCCACACUCUGGAACAGGUAGUCCACGGUCUGGUGGGAGUUCUCCACGAUCCCCAAGAUCUCGCAGUGGUUCUGCUUCGCCACGAUCGGGAAGGAGUUCUCAGCGAUCUGGCUCAGGAAAGAGCACUCCUCGCUCUCCCCGGUCUGAGAAGAGUGGUUCAAGAUCACGCAGUGGCUCGCCGGCAGGAUCAAAGUCUCAAUCUCCAGACAGAGCGCGCUCACGAACGCCAAUAUCCGAUGAGGAGACAAUCAUGAAAAAUCGCAAGAAGGCAUCAGCUCUGAUUGACUCGGAUAGUGAAGAAGAUGAGGCUCCCAAAGCCGAUGCGGCUCCUGAAGUGUCCGCCACGAAGCUUUUUGGUGAUGCUGAUGAUAUCAGUUCAGAUGAGGGCAGCAAAUCUGAUGGUGAGAAGCGUUCGGACAGAGAGAAAUCGCCAUCGCCGGAAAACGAGGAGCGUCAGUUCAUCCGGUCGGAAGAUGAGGAGAUGAAGAGUGAUCAGGAGGGUGGCGAUAAGGAGACCGAACAAGAGCCUGAGCCUAUCAAUGAGACGAGGAUUGACGUGGAAAUCCCGAGAAUCAUGUCUGAUCUCGGGAGAGACAUUCACUUUGUCAUCCUGCCGAAUUUCCUGUCCGUGGAGACGCGCCCAUUCGAUCCGGAGACGUACGAGGACGAGAUUGACGAGGAGGAGACACUGGACGAGGAGGGAAGACAGAGGAUCAAGCUGAAGGUCAGCAACACCAUUCGAUGGAUGGAGAGAUUCGGCAAGGAUGGCGAGAGGAAGCUGGACUCAAAUGCGCGCAUGGUGAAGUGGUCAGACGGAAGCAUGAGCCUUCAUCUGGGCAAUGAGAUCUUCGACGUGUACAAGCAGCCUUUGCAUGGCGACCACAAUCACUUGUUCAUCCGCCAGGGCACGGGUUUGCAGGGCCAGGCGGUCUUCCGGACGAAGCUCACCUUCCGGCCACACUCUACGGAGUCCUUCACGCACAAGAAGAUGACCAUGUCGCUGGCGGAUCGUCUGCAAAAGACCAGCGGCAUAAAGAUUCUGUCGCAAGUGGGCCCGGAUCCGGAUCAGGAUAGGCAGUACUUCCUGAAGAAGGAGGAGGAGAAGCUGCGACAGGCGCUGCGCCAGAAGACACACCACGUGAAGCCCAAGCGAGGCAGGGAGUCGGGUAAUCUGACGAGCUCCUACAGGGAUCACGAUGAGGGAUCGGAGGACGAGGGCGGCAUCUCGAUAGCGGCGAUAAAGAACAAGUACAAGAAGGGAAAGGCGCCGCUGGAGAAAGGUGGAGGUGCAGGAAUUUACUCCUCGGACGAGGAUGACUCGGACUUCGAGGCCAGACCCAAGAAGAGCAACAAGAGCAAGGCUGCCCUCAAGGAUUCCGACGAGAGUGAUUCGGACAAUGGCGCAAAUCAAGAGGCUGAAGAAGACGAAGAUGAGGCGGAAGAAGAUGACAAGAACGAUGAUGAUUAGGCUUCUUGCUCUUUAAUAAAUAUUCCUGGACUUCUAUCUAA
Phlebotomus argentipes is the source of this 1767-nucleotide messenger RNA. It is a transcript of the gene Atu, whose product is annotated as another transcription unit protein. NCBI's taxonomy places the organism in Eukaryota, Metazoa, Arthropoda, Insecta, Diptera, Psychodidae. The record is from RefSeq and is a predicted model, not a curated record. The transcript has 2 exons. Gene Ontology annotation, cellular component: nucleus; Cdc73/Paf1 complex. The coding region runs from base 68 to 1726 and encodes 552 amino acids. Gene Ontology annotation, molecular function: RNA polymerase II C-terminal domain phosphoserine binding. Gene Ontology annotation, biological process: transcription elongation by RNA polymerase II; positive regulation of transcription elongation by RNA polymerase II.